AUGGCGGGGGCGCUCGGGUCGCAGCAGAUGGAGGAGCUGCUGGCUGCUUGGGACGACGCCACGGCGCCGCUGGACGCGCGCGUGCGGGAGGACCCGCUCUUAUUCGCGCCGGAGGGGGAACUGUGUCGCCCCUGGGACCACGCGGACUUCCUGGCCCGCGUCGGCAGCUUCUCCAUCGCCUCGUGGUUCGCCAAGCCGGACGCGAUCAGCGCCUUUGAGUGCGCUCGCCAUGGAUGGAGGAACUCGGCGCCCGAUCAGCUGCAGUGCAACUGUUGCAAGCGGUUUCUGUGCUUCAAGAUCGACGACAAGUUGAGCGAGGCGGGGGCGUUGAAGGUGGCGGAGAAGUUCGCUGCGCAGCUGGUCACAGGCCACACGGAGCUCUGUCCGUGGCGUGGUAACCCGUCGCCGGUUGCUUUCACGACGCUCCCCAUUGCAACGAAGCGCCAGGUGUACGAGACGUUCGUGGAGCAACUAGGGGAAGAGGUCGCGUGGAUGCACAAGGACCCGGAGUUUCAGGACCGAUUGCGGCGUGUGAAAGUCGCUGAUGCAGGGACUGCAAAGCUGUUACAGGAAGUGAAUGGAGCUGAAGAUGCUGCUACUCCUAUCGAUAUUGUCACGUUCCAAGCGAAACUGGCAGCGAGGUGGUCCCAAUCCGAGAACGAAUCCGUGCGCUCUGAGGCACUAGCCAACGCCGCGUUCCUGAUCGCGUGCGGGUGGAGAUUUGAUAGAAAGGAUGGCAAAGACCUGCAUAUGCUGAGGUGUGAAGCCUGCAACCGUCGGUGGCAGGUUUCUCCGACGAGUGCCAAGGUGGACGAUGGUGAUAGUGAACACAGCGAACCGCCAACAAAACGCCUGAAGACUGCAGAGGCGCGUCCAGUCGACCUGCUUUCACAGCAUCGCCAUUUUUGCCCGUGGGUUGCAGAACGCAAGUCUACCGGUGUCGACGACUAUGGUGAGAUUGACCCAAAGCUGUGGGAGUUCGUCAAGCUACCGGGAUGGAAACAGUACGCCCAGGCACUGGUUCUUCUCGGCAAUCCAGAAGAGAACGCUAUUGUUGUUGUGGACUCCAGCGACCAAACGCACACGAAAUCCAGUGACCCUGUGCAGGCAUUGGAGUCAAUACGGGCAGUAUUGGGGCUUUGA
Messenger RNA from Phytophthora sojae, 1143 nucleotides. RefSeq lists its product as hypothetical. Bases 1 to 1143 code for a protein of 380 amino acids. The record is from RefSeq and is a predicted model, not a curated record. NCBI's taxonomy places the organism in Eukaryota, Oomycota, Peronosporomycetes, Peronosporales, Peronosporaceae. Gene Ontology annotation, molecular function: zinc ion binding. Gene Ontology annotation, cellular component: nucleus. The transcript has 5 exons.